Messenger RNA from Sabethes cyaneus, 6395 nucleotides. It is a transcript of the gene Trpgamma, whose product is annotated as transient receptor potential-gamma protein. NCBI's taxonomy places the organism in Eukaryota, Metazoa, Arthropoda, Insecta, Diptera, Culicidae. The transcript has 21 exons. The coding region runs from base 1017 to 4838 and encodes 1273 amino acids. Gene Ontology annotation, cellular component: cation channel complex; membrane. Gene Ontology annotation, molecular function: protein binding; inositol 1,4,5 trisphosphate binding; store-operated calcium channel activity. Gene Ontology annotation, biological process: calcium ion transmembrane transport; manganese ion transport; regulation of cytosolic calcium ion concentration. The record is from RefSeq and is a predicted model, not a curated record.
ACGACAGUGGACGUGAAAACUGGAAAAGCUGCCUUCGAGCAGCCAAAAGUGGACCAAUUGGACUUACUUCCUUUGGAGAAAUGGGUGCACCAGUGCUGGUUGGUGGAGGAAAGAUUGCAAUUUUUUGCUCUCGAGUGGAAUAAUUAGCUUGGUCUACCCGGAUCACUCUUCCUGCGGCCGAUGAGACGCGAGUUUCAGUUUCUAGUGACUUGAAGUGUAUUGCCAUAUAUAUAGUGGCGCCCAAGCCCGGAGCUAAACAGGCGCUCUAUUGUCACUUUGGUGUUUUUCGCGGGGCGCGUGGAAGAAAGGUCGGUGAUCUUUUCAAUUUAUCUGGUUCAUGUUGAGGUCAAGAUAGGCAAACGGUGUUAAGCGUGGUGAUACGUGAUUGUGGUUGGUUGAAGGAAACCGGAAGAAACAAUAAAACCAUCAUCAUAUGAAUUAUUCCGUGUAUUUAGUGACGGCCAAAUCCCCCGCCCUAUGGUGUAAUGCUUUGUGAUCUUUCCGUUGCUCUUGAAAGAAGAUGCUACGGUCGUUGGGCUUGCGAGGAUAAAGAUUUAAGUGCUCUGUGCAGAAUUCCACGAAAGUUACUCACUGGUGCACUCUUGGGUCUAUGCACCGACAGCAGAAUACUAUUAACGGACCAGGAAUGUGCUAUAAAAUCAUGAAAUAGUACAUUUUUAUUUCUCACUUGGCAUAAGUGCUUUCGCUGGAGUUGGAGAUCUCAUCCAUGAAUGUACAAAUUCGUCACAUGCCCAAUUCACGGUGGAGACGUUUGGUGGCCGAAGGUUAGUUUGUUUCACUGAAAGAAGUUGUGCUGCGCCAUACCUUGGACACAUUUGAGGUCACGGAAGCCAGUCCAAGCGGGAAGCACUCCACUGGAGGCGUUGCGGCGUCAGUCAAGGUCCAUAGCAGCUCGCCGUGGACGGAAAGUUAAGUUCUCUGAAUGGGAAGCUCAUCAUGAUAAUAACACACCAAAUGAAGAAAGUGGUGAAGAAAAUGUGGGGCAAAACAACCCGAUGGAAAGUGCAACACUAAGGAGUAAACUGUUCGUGAAAAAUGAGAAAGCGGCAGCGCGCCGAACGUCGACCCCGGAGAGUAUGACCCUGCGGACGCGCGGAGGGGACGACUCUUCGGAUCCGAUGGCCGGCAGUGGCAUCGGUGGUGGGCCAGCCAGCGGUGGUGCGGGCCCCGGUAGUAAGAAGGAUACCAAGAUAGAGAUUCCGCUGCCCCCGCACAUGCAGCCAUCGUCGGGAGAGAAGUUUGCCGAUAAACGAGUGAAGAGGCACAGCAUUCACGGCAUGAUGGAGGAAGAAAACGUGGUCCGUCCGCAUCAGGAGAUUGCGGCCCUGUCGUUGGACGAGAAGAAAUUCCUGCUCGCAGUCGAACGAGGCGAUGUGGCCAGUACUCGAAGAAUUCUAGAGAAAGUGGAAGCGGAAGGCCAUAUCAACAUCAAUUGCGUCGAUCCUUUGGGCAGGUCCGCCUUGCUGAUGGCAAUCGACAACGAGAAUCUGGAAAUGGUGGAAUUGCUCAUCAAUCACCGUGUGGACACGAAAGACGCCCUGCUGCAUGCCAUUUCGGAAGAGUUUGUAGAGGCGGUUGAGGUUCUGCUGGAUCACGAGGAUAGUUGUCACAAGAAUGGUGAUCCGCACAGCUGGGAGGCAUUGCACCCGGAUACAGCAACUUUCACACCGGAUAUUACGCCGCUUAUUCUGGCGGCACACAGAGACAACUAUGAAAUCAUAAAAAUUCUGCUGGAUCGGGGAGCUACGCUGCCGAUGCCACACGAUGUAAGAUGCGGCUGUGACGAUUGCGUUACAUCGCGCCAGGAGGACUCCCUGCGUCACUCACGGUCUCGCAUCAAUGCAUAUCGUGCCCUUGCCAGCCCGUCGCUGGUUGCCCUCUCGUCUAAGGAUCCAAUCCUAACGGCAUUCGAGCUAAGCUGGGAGCUACGACGGUUAAGUUUCCUCGAGCACGAAUUCAAGAACGAAUACCAGGAGCUGCGGCGGCAGUGUCAAGAUUUUGCAACCGCCCUGCUGGAUCACACUCGGUCUUCCCACGAGCUGGAAGUACUACUCAACCAUGAUCCAACCGGGCCAGCAUUCGAACAUGGUGAUCGGAUGCAUCUUAAUCGGCUGAAAUUGGCUGUGAAAUUGAGACAGAAGAAGUUCGUUUCUCACCCCAACGUACAGCAGCUGCUGGCCAGCAUCUGGUAUGAAGGGCUUCCGGGCUUCCGGCGGAAAAAUAUGGCUCUGCAAGCAGUAGAGAUUGUACGAAUAGGCAUGCUUUUCCCACUGUUCUCCAUUUCGUAUAUCAUUGCACCGCACUCAACGUUCGGCCAGACGAUGAGGAAACCUUUUAUCAAGUUUAUCUGCCACAGUGCAUCGUAUUUUACCUUUUUAUUUCUGUUGAUGUUGGCUUCGCAGCGUAUCGAAACUGUGAUUGGAGGUGUGUGGGGAGCUGAGCUGAGCACCCAUGACGAAGUGCCUACGAAAAGGGGAGCGAGUCCUACGCUGGUCGAGUGGCUCAUUCUGGCCUGGGUUAGCGGACUUAUUUGGAGUGAAGUGAAGCAGCUGUGGGACGUUGGACUGCAGGAAUACGUGAAUGAUAUGUGGAAUGUGAUAGAUUUCGUGACAAAUUCACUGUAUGUGGCGACGGUCGCACUGCGAGUCGUUUCCUAUUUUGAGGUUCAAAAAGAGAUGGCCAUCAAUCGGUUUGCUGCCGAUUUGCCGCGCGAGAAGUGGGACACCUGGGAUCCGAUGCUUAUCUCCGAGGGGCUGUUCAGUGCGGCAAACAUUUUCAGCUCGCUCAAGCUGGUGUACAUCUUUUCCGUUAAUCCGCAUCUGGGACCUCUGCAGGUAUCGCUGUCGCGGAUGGUGAUGGAUAUUAUGAAGUUUUUCUUCCUCUACGUUCUGGUGCUGUUUGCUUUCAGCAGCGGUCUCAACCAGCUGCUUUGGUAUUAUGCUGAUCUGGAAAAGAAACGUUGUCCGGAUGUGUCAACCUUUUCUGGAUCUUCCAAUCUCACUUCAACUGAUCCAAAUGCAUGUGUGGUUUGGAGGCGAUUCGCGAACCUAUUCGAAACCAUUCAAACUCUUUUCUGGGCGGUGUUCGGUCUGGUGGAUUUGGAAAAUUUCGAGCUCGAUGGUAUAAAGAUCUUUACACGCUUCUGGGGUAUGCUGAUGUUUGGAACGUACUCGGUGAUCAACAUCGUGGUGCUAUUAAAUCUGUUGAUCGCCAUGAUGAAUCAUUCGUAUCAGCUCAUAUCGGAACGUGCCGACGUAGAGUGGAAGUUCGCCCGCUCGAAGCUGUGGAUUAGUUACUUCGAGGAAGGUGGCACUUGUCCACCGCCGUUCAACAUAAUUCCGACCCCGAAGUCUAUCUUCUACAUCUUCCAGUGGGUUAAGCGGAAAUUCUGCGGCCAUUCCAAGGCCGUCAAGAAGGAACACAUGAAAACAAUUCGACGGAAGGUGAAACAAGCCAGCGAACGGGACUUCCGCUACCAAAGCAUAAUGCGAAAUCUAGUGCGACGGUACGUGACUGUAGAGCAGAGGAAGGCCGAAUCGCAGGGAGUCACCGAGGAUGACGUGAACGAGAUAAAACAGGACAUAUCCGCGUUUCGCUGCGAGCUUGUGGAAAUACUGAAAAACAGCGGAAUGAACACCACCAGCGCUACCGGUUCCGGCGGCGGCGUUGGCGGCAAGAAAAACCGACAAAAGGAGCGUCGCUUGAUGAAGGGCUUCAAUAUCGCACCGGCACCGGCACCGGACUCGGGUCAGCAUCUUACUCCGGUUUCCGAGUUCAUAUCGCAACUUCCGGACCAUUCGUCACACGAACUGUUUGCCGGAGUGUUCGGGCCAGGUCUUACUACCAAGAAAGCCCUGCACCAAGUCAAUCCCAUGCACCAGUUUUCAUCGCAAUCGCAAAGUUCCUUUGGUGAAAACAACAAUCCCAUUCACAGACUUGCCAAACUCGCACCGAAGUUCCAUUCCAAAAGACCUGGCUCACAGAAGAAACGAUGGGGUACUCUGAUUGAAGCCGCGAAGCAUGGAAGCGUGUCACGAUUCAUCGGUCGAUCCCGUUCGGAAGAUUCCGUUUGCAACCAUGGACAGCGGGGUGAUUCGGUAAGCCACAGCAACAGUCCAGCUUCGGACGAGGCUAUCACCGAAUCCCCAUCGGAUUCAAAUCCAAGUCUUGAUCGACCAGAUGUGGAUCCGUCACCUGAUCCGCACAAACACCAACAGCAUCACCAUCAACAUCACGGUGGGAGCGAUCGUUCCCACGGAACGACAAAGGUGAAAGAUUCUUCCUCCCAUCACUAUCAUUUACAUUUCGGGGCACUAGCAGCUUUGAAACGUAAAAGGAAAAAGUUCUCUAACAGUCGAAAUAGCAGUCCCGUUUUGGAACCUUCUGCAGAGGUACCAGCGGUCCCUAGUUUGACGACAGGUGCUAGUAGUAAGGUGCUAAAACGUGCUUCCAGUGUGCCCACACGUAGUCCCUGUGACGAUCCAAUUGCAUGCGCUGUAGGAGAUGGGACGAUAAUUGAAGCGUCCGGGAUGGACAGUGGCAUCGCUGUGAAAACUCCCCGCCAUGAACAGACUCAAAGUCAGCAAACGUCCAUGGAAAAUCAACUGGACCCACCGUUAACUCCAUCAACGACGGAGGAAAGUGUGGACAAUCCUGCCCACACGAGGAUUAGCUGCACGGAGCCGCUGCUGCGGAUACAGGGUAGACCGAUUACUAAUGAAACAAGUGGUGAUCAUCAACAGCAACAGGGAUCCUCUUACAGGAUACCUGGUGUCACUCCGGUUCGAGGGCACUUCCACUCCCAGGGCUGGUUAUAGGGGCUCUUAGAUAAGAACCGAUUGUACAUAUUGAUCGAUUCGAGUAUAAUCUAGUCAAAUUUCGUAGAAAGGAAAAAAAAACGUAUUAACUGCCAUCGCUAAAACAGGAUUCUCUCUCUAGAUGCCCACGUUGUCGGGAGAGGAAACUUAAUCGGAUGUAAACUAAUGGAAAGCAAAAUUCUAAACCAGCUGGAACGGUUAUGGUUUUGAUGGUCAUCCAAAUAGAUAUCUCGUUUCGGUUAUCAUAGUUUUAUUUCGGAGGCCUAAACACUGUUAACAAUCGGAAAGGUAAAACCACUAUUUAUAUGUGAUUAUUAGUUUAAAUGUUAUUCAGAAAGAAUGCUUCUGAAAUACUUAACAAAAAAUGGGAAUUGUGCGCAACACACUUAACUGAGUGGGUGAAGCGGGUUCGGAUUAAACACAAAACCGGCCAGAAGCUUCACUUUACGAAACACUCUCUAUGUAGAAAAACAAACAACAAAACCACUACUGAGCAUUUGGGACGUAGUCAAAUUUAGAUAUUACAAAUAUGCUAGCAAGAUGAGAAAUUUUAGCCUAAAUACAACACACUAAGGGACCACGUCUCUUGAAGCGAGUAGAAAUUAACAGAAAUAACAGAUUGUCAGGAUAGAGAGAGAAAAAAACAUUACAAUAUCAUGUAACAACAACCAAAGAUUUGAACAAGUUGGUGAGGUUAAACUUUUAUUAAUCACAGGGUGUUUGUUACGACAAAAAAUAUCAACACACAUUUUACUAUUGCGAUCAUAGCUUAAAAUGCGGUUCGAACCUUUUUUCUUUUUUAACCGAUCACAACACAGAUGUUCUAAUGUUUUAGAGAACCACCAAACUCUAAUUCUCCACACAUCAAAGAAACUAGUAGAAUUCAAUUUGUUACUACACACGCAUUACAUGCAAAUGCAGAGAUCACUGGUAAAAAACACAACAACAAAAUGCAAAGCAAAAACCCGAGGAGUAUUCCUUCACUAACGACGCGAAGAAAUCAAAGGAGGCCUUAUUAUUGAUGAAAACAGAAGUUAAUAGAUGUUAGCAAGGAAACACUUUAAACAAUUUACUCGAUAGAUCCGUAGGAGCAAAUACUUAAAACUAAAUGAAUGGUAUAAUGAAAGCUAAAAACAUACAGUGAUUAUUAUGGUCAACUAUCAAUUCAUCGGAAAUAGACAUUUUGAGCGUACUGGUAAAUAGUGGAACACUACUGGCAUGACAGUAUUUAGGAAAUAACCGUAGCAAAUCAACAUCGUACCGUUUAGAACAGUUACUACUAAACAGAGUUGACCAGUGGAAAAUACUAAAUACACACCUUAUUAGUAGUUAAACGAUAUUCACAGCAAACAGGUAAAGGAUAAAACGGGACAACAGAAAAAAAAAUCCACUUAACUAUUCGAUGGGUCUAAUCAUAUACAGGCAUACAGAAAUUAGUAAACUACAUAGUAUCAUCGUAAAUUCCAGUCAUUAGUUUCAAAAGUAAAACUAUUACUAUAAUAUGAGUAUGGAAUUUGGAAAACCCCGACUGUUUUUAAGGAAAAUAAAAUGCAUUGA